ACUCACUAAAUCCCUCUCUGGACACUGGCAUUAAACAAGCAUCUGUGUGUCACAUCCUACAGACAUGCCUUCAUUGGGAUUAGAGAUACUAGGAGUGACUCUGGCUCUCCUAGGAUGGAUCUCUGCCAUCGUUUCCUGUGUCUUGCCUAUGUGGAGAGUGUCCGCGUUUAUUGGGGUGAACAUCGUAACAGCGCAGACAACCUGGGAAGGCAUUUGGAUGAACUGUGUGGUGCAAAGUACCGGGCAGAUGCAGUGUAAGAUCCAUGAUUCCAUGUUGGCACUGAGUGGAGAUCUUCAGGCCGCACGUGCCCUAACUGUCAUCUCCAUUGUGUUGGGAAUUUUGGGACUCCUGAUGUCUGUGAUGGGGGCAAAGUGCACCAACUGUGUGGAUGAAGAGACAGCUAAAGCUCGGGUGAUGAUUGCCUCUGGAGGGGCUUUUAUUUUGGCCUCACUUACCCAGAUAAUACCAGUUUCCUGGUCUGCUCAUACUAUCAUCCACGAGUUCUACAGUCCAGUCAUACCAGAGGCCCAGAAGAGGGAGAUUGGCGCCGCUCUUUACCUGGGGUGGGCCGCUGCCGCUUUUCUUCUAUUAGGGGGUGGCAUCCUCUGCUCCAGCUGCCCUAAGAGGCCGGAGAAAAGAUACGGACCUCCGUCAAAGGUGAUGUACUCUCAGCCUAUAUCGAUGGCCCCGAGUGGAUUUGAUCGACGAGACUAUGUCUGAAGCAACAUCUGCUCCUUUCUCACAAGGCAACCAACCUUUGAAAUAGCAACAGAGACUCAGCCAAGUCAACCAAAAGAGAAAAUUACAUUUUUAAAACGUGAUCCUCUCCGCAUUUGUGCUGAGAAGUCAAAGUCCUGCAUCAAAGAGGCUUUUUUUUUGUACUUUAAAUGUGGUAUUAUGAGAACUACAAUAAGACUACGUAAAUUUGUGUUAUCAUAAGUU
Messenger RNA from Cyprinodon variegatus (sheepshead minnow), 943 nucleotides. RefSeq names its product claudin-4-like. Gene Ontology annotation, biological process: cell adhesion; bicellular tight junction assembly. Gene Ontology annotation, cellular component: plasma membrane; bicellular tight junction. Lineage: Eukaryota; Metazoa; Chordata; Actinopteri; Cyprinodontiformes; Cyprinodontidae. The record is from RefSeq and is a predicted model, not a curated record. Gene Ontology annotation, molecular function: structural molecule activity. The transcript has a single exon. Bases 65 to 721 code for a protein of 218 amino acids.